AUGGCAACUGCAACGAAUUCCACUCAACGUCGAAUAAUGAUCAUUACUAGUGAUGAAAGAAUUAUUGACCAAAUUCGAACUAUCAAUAAUCCAUCAUCAUGUGAAACACUUCUUUUAGAAUGUCAAGGAAACAAUAAUUCAUCGCCACUAGCUUAUAAUCAAUCAACAAAUCAUAAAAAGACGAAAACUGCUUCAUUCACUUGUGCUAUUUGCGGAUCAUUAGCUCUAGGACGCAAUUUUGGUGUCAUCACAUGUGAAAGUUGCAAAAUCUUCUUUCGUCGUAAUGCACUAAAAGAUCUGGCGGAAGAAAAAGUACAAAAUCGUUAUAAAACAAAAGAAAAUCAAAAUUUUAUAUCGCAAACAAAUAAUGAAACAUAUGAACAAAGAUUUGAGUUGCGAUCAUCAACAUAUCCAACUCAUUUAUUAACAUCCAACAAUACAAAUAUGAUUUAUACAGAUUUUAUGGAGUUUUUACCACAAUCAUUAUUUCAAUUAAAUCAAGCUAUGUUAAGUUCAGAAGAUAUACAACGUAUAGAAUCUGUUCAAAUUGCGUUUGAAAAACGUAUUGAACUCGCUACUUGUGAUGGUCUUCCAUGGAAUCCAUCUGUAUAUGCAACAUCUCUUCUCGAAUAUUUAAAUUCUCGUUCAGUAUCAGCACUGCGUUUUUUAACAUUUUUUAAACAAAUACCUGAAUUUAAUCAAUUACAUGUUAAUGAUAAACUUAUUUUAACUAAAUAUAAUCUUUUGCCACUUUUUAUUCUUAAUUGUGCACUUUUAUUUAACAUAGAUACGAAACAAAUUCGAGAAACUUAUACUGAUGCGCCAUGGAAUUCAUCUAUAUUACAAAUAAUUCAUGGAAGCGAAACUUGUUUAAAAGUUAAAAAACUCUUUCGAUCAUUUGUACAUAUUAGAUUAUAUGAUUAUAAAAUAAUACAAUUAGUCCUUGUUGUACUUUUUCUAACGAAAGGUCUUUCAACAGGUGGUGGUGUACCUGAACCUAUUCUUAAUGAUGGUAUGGCUGUUUAUCGUGCACAGAAUUAUUAUUUAGAAUUAUUAUGGAAAUAUAUGGAAACAAUACAUGGUUUUGAACAAGCUUUUCGCAUAUAUAAUAAAAUUAUUACACGAUUUUUAACAUGGCAAAAGAUGGAAAAAAGAUUACGACAUAAUAUGGAACAGAAUUUAUCAAGAACAGACGAGAAUGAACUGUUACCAUUGAUGAAAUCAUUGCUUCAUAUUUCUUGA
Rotaria sp. Silwood2 is the source of this 1242-nucleotide messenger RNA. Lineage: Eukaryota; Metazoa; Rotifera; Eurotatoria; Philodinida; Philodinidae. The record is from the annotation of a GenBank genome assembly.